Messenger RNA from Microthlaspi erraticum, 573 nucleotides. The record is from the annotation of a GenBank genome assembly. Lineage: Eukaryota; Viridiplantae; Streptophyta; Magnoliopsida; Brassicales; Brassicaceae.
AUGAUGAAACGGUCUCAAUCCAAGGGAGGAACAUCAAAUGGACCAAAUUUGGGAACCGGAAGAGGUAAGGAGUCCGAAAUGUAUCUCUGUGCCUCCACAUUGUGGGAACAUACUUGUAGUGUAUAUGAUGAACUAGACGGACCCAUACUUACCCAAACAUGGAUUAAUAGGUUCUACAUGACUAUGAGGAGAAACAUGAUGAAACGGUCUCAAUCCAAGGGAGGAACAUCAAAUGGACCAAAUUUGGGAACCGGAAGAGGUAAGGAGUCCGAAAUGUAUCUCUGUGCCUCCACAUUGUGGGAACUUACUUGUAGUGUAUAUGAUGAACUAGACGGACCCAUACUUACCCAAACAUGGAUUAAUAGGUUUAUACAUGACUAUGAGGGAAACAUGAUGAAACGGUCUCAAUCCAAGGGAGGAACAUCAAAUGGACCAAAUUUGGGAACCGGAAGAGGUAAGGAGUCCGAAAUGUAUCUCUGUGCCUCCACAUUGUGGGAACUUACUUGUAGUGUAUAUGAUGAACUAGACGGACCCAUACUUACCCAAACAUGGAUUAAUAGGUUCUAUACAUGA